UUAAACACUAUCACACUGAACUCAAAACACUUUCAAACAAACAUUUUUUUAUAGCUGCAACUAAUUAAAAUGGCUUCAAUUCUAAUUCUAUCGGUCGCCUUCUUCUUCAUUUUUGCUAAUCAGUGUACCUCUCGCGAGCUUCAUGAAUUAACAAUGGUGGAAAGGCACGACCAAUGGAUUGCAGAGUACGGAAAGUCUUAUACGAAUGACGAAGAGAAAUUAAAAAGGUUUGAGAUAUUCAAGAACAAUGUUGAGUUCAUUGAGAAAUUCAAUGCUGGUGGUGAGGAAUCAUACAAGUUAGGGAUUAACCAGUUUGCUGAUUUAACCAACGAAGAGUUUAGAGCUUCUUGGACUGCUUAUAAGAGACCAGCUGGUGGUUCAUUAACGGCUACGACGACACCAUUUAAGUAUGAAAAUGUCACUGAUCCACCUUCUGCCGUAGAUUGGACGCAAAAACAUGCUGUUACUAGUGUCAAAGAUCAAGGAACUUGUGGGAGUUGCUGGGCUUUCUCUGCAGUCGGAGCAACCGAAGGACUUCGCAAAAUCACAAAAAAUGACUUAACAUCUCUAUCAGUACAAGAGCUUGUAGAUUGCGACAAUAAAGGUGAAGAUAAAGGUUGUGAAGGUGGUUCAAUGGAGGACGCUUUCAAGUUCAUCAUAAACAACCGUGGAAUUACCAGCGAAAUUAAAUAUCCAUACAAAGGAGCCGACCAAAAAUGCGACCCCAAAAAGGUGACUUCACGGGUAGCAACCAUAACCGGAUACGAAAAAGUUCCAACAAACAGCGAAAAAGAUUUGAUGAAAGCGGUGGCUAAUCAACCAGUAGCUGUCGCAAUUGACGCUGGCUCAACAUCCUUUCAAUUCUACUCCAAUGGUGUUUAUAGAGGAACCUGUGGAACUGAUGUAAAUCAUGGAGUUUUAGCCGUCGGCUAUGGCCACAGUAAUACCGCGACAAAGUAUUGGCUCGUAAAGAAUUCAUGGGGAAAGAAAUGGGGAGAGAAAGGGUUCGUGAGAAUGGAGAGAAAUAUAGAGUCCAAAGAAGGUCUGUGUGGUAUAGCUACGGAUUGCUCAUAUCCAGUAGCUUAGUUUUAUUCAUUUAUUAUUAGCGUUUUAGUAAUAACUUUUUUAAUGAUGUAGUUUGGUUCAAUUUAGCAACAAUUUUUUUUCUGGUC
Mercurialis annua (annual mercury) is the source of this 1172-nucleotide messenger RNA. Its product is annotated as senescence-specific cysteine protease SAG39-like. NCBI's taxonomy places the organism in Eukaryota, Viridiplantae, Streptophyta, Magnoliopsida, Malpighiales, Euphorbiaceae. The transcript is spliced from 2 exons. The record is from RefSeq and is a predicted model, not a curated record. Bases 70 to 1086 code for a protein of 338 amino acids. Gene Ontology annotation, molecular function: cysteine-type endopeptidase activity. Gene Ontology annotation, cellular component: lysosome.